UUUGCUUGAAAUCAUCCUAUGUAAAUCACGUGACCUGUAGAUAAGUCCACCAAUCGAUUGUCUGCCACAUGACAACAAGAUGGCGGGGUUUUUCAGCUGCACGUUGGUAGCUGCUCUUGUAUCGGUUUCUCGUGCUGGAGUUAUUGAUCUAACUGGUAACUGGACUCUCCUGAACAAUGCUAGAGGUGUGAAGAUUCCAGCCAGUGUCCCAGGCAGCAUGUACACAGCCCUGUACUACAACAAGCUCAUCCCAGAUCCUCUCUACCGAGACAACGACGUUAAGCUACGAUGGAUUGGACGAGAAGACUGGACGUACACACGCACCUUUCAGUUGGGUUCAGAUGAACUGGCUGCCUCUGCCCUGCGUCUUGUCUGUGACGGCCUGGACACCAUCUCAACCGUCUACAUCAACGAUCAGAAAGUCGGGACAUCAGAGAACAUGUUUGUCCAGUAUGUGUACGACAUCAAAACUGUCGCCAAGGUACAAAUGUGUGUCACAUAUGUCAAUAAACUUGUCAAAAAGAUAUUUACUAAUAUUAUCUUACCUACUAAGGGGCCCGUGAAGAUCCGGAUUGCCAGGAUGUGA
Molecule: messenger RNA, 586 nt
Organism: Haliotis rubra (blacklip abalone)
Lineage: Eukaryota; Metazoa; Mollusca; Gastropoda; Lepetellida; Haliotidae
Product: beta-mannosidase-like
Exons: 4
Coding region: 80-586 (168 amino acids)
Biological process (GO): glycoprotein catabolic process; carbohydrate metabolic process
Molecular function (GO): beta-mannosidase activity
Source: RefSeq, a predicted model, not a curated record